CCGGUUUCUUCUAUUUCACACUCUUGAUUUUUUCCCGAGAAAAUAAAAACAAACAGAAAAUAACUCUUUUCCAGAUGGGAAAGCCACGAUUGUUGGAUCUUGAGAACCAUUUUGCGUUUUAUGGGGCAUAUCACAGUAACCCAAUUAACAUUUUGAUACAUACUUUAUUUGUCUGGCCGAUAUUUUUCACAUCUCUUAUACUUUCCUACUUCACCCCAGCUUUCUGUGAUCUUUCUCAAUCUGGGAUUUUUCCUUCUGGAUUUAAUUAUGCUUUGGUUCUCAAUUAUGGAUCUGCUUUUUCUAUUUUCCUAGGCUUGUUUUAUGUAGUUUUGGAUAAGAAAGCUGGGUCUUUGGCCGCUUUGCUGUGCUUAGCUUGCUGGGUUGGAGCUAGUUUCAUCGCUGCAAAACUUGGCUAUUCUCUGGCCUGGAAGGUUGUGCUGGUAUCUCAAUUGCUUUGUUGGACAGGACAGUUUCUUGGCCAUGGAAUUUUUGAGAAACGAGCACCCGCGCUGUUGGACAAUCUUGUUCAAGCUUUACUAAUGGCUCCUUUCUUUGUUUUGCUCGAGGUUCUUCAAUCAUUAUUCGGAUACGAACCAUAUCCUGGUUUUCAGAUGCGCGUAAAUGCAAAGAUCAAAGCCGAAAUCGAGGAGUGGCAGGACAAGAAACAGAAAAAGGUUUCUUAGGUUACAUUGUUGUAAGCUGUAUGUUUGGUAACGAGUAAAUUUAGGUUUAAGUAUAAUGUACUGUUGUGGUAUAAGUGUUGUAAGGCAACAUUGCAUGGAUUUUAAUUAUCCGUGAAAGCAUUGCUAUGAAUUGAACAAUAUUUUGGUGUCUGGAGUAGGACCAGAGAUGUAGUAUAUAAUUAUAAUGCAUUUAUGUAGGUAAUUUUAAAUAUC
Molecule: messenger RNA, 896 nt
Organism: Gossypium raimondii (Peruvian cotton)
Lineage: Eukaryota; Viridiplantae; Streptophyta; Magnoliopsida; Malvales; Malvaceae
Product: 2-hydroxy-palmitic acid dioxygenase MPO1
Exons: 4
Coding region: 75-683 (202 amino acids)
Biological process (GO): sphingoid catabolic process
Cellular component (GO): endoplasmic reticulum
Source: RefSeq, a predicted model, not a curated record